AAAAUAGCUGUGCAUGGUCGUGUCUUGUUUUUUGCAAUUUUGAAUUCCGCCUGAAAUUUGUCUCUGCCUCAAUAUUUCUCUUUUAAAUUCUUAUUGGGAAUUUUUUUCCUUUUAAAUUCCUAUAAAUAUAAUUCUUUUGAAGAUCUCAUUAACCCUCUGAGAUUCUCCCAAAUUUUAACUCUUUAGAUUUUUUUUUGAGAGUUCUCAAAGAACAAAAAAGAACUGGAAUUGAAAAGCUGGGGUUUUUGGCUCCCUGUGUAUUCUUUCGGUUAUGAUUUAGCCCUAUUAGCCUUGAGUAUCACUUCUCAUUAUGAACAACCAAUAUGGUGAAGAUGGAGAUGAAGCCACUGUUAUGGGGUUUGAAGUGCCUAGAUCACCUGAUUCAAGUUAUAAUAAUGUGUACCCCGGAUAUGAAGACGAUGCACGUGACCCGCCUGUUGUCCCUCCGCACCUACAUCGUACCAUGCUUAGCUGCCCUGCAAGCAUAAAUGCUUCUGGGAGUCUUCCUUUACCUGGGAAUGUGAUUUUAAACCAUCUUUACAUUGAAAACCGAGAGGCACCAAGAUCGGUAGUGGCACUUGGAUUCACUCAACGAUUCCGUUCAAAGUAUGUUACUGUCAUACUAUACAAACCGGUUCCAAGAAGAGGGAGUACUGGUACUUAAAACAUACGGGAACCGGUAACAGUGCUCCCUGUCGGGUCACUCGGUUUGCCAUAGUGAUGAAAUUAGUUUGCAAUAGACUCAAAUACUGAAUUUAGCUGAAAGAGUAUUUAUUUUGUUUUCACAGCCAUUGUUGAACCUGAAAGUUAUGAUAUUUGACAUGAAAUUUCAGUUA
Gossypium raimondii (Peruvian cotton) is the source of this 836-nucleotide messenger RNA. RefSeq names its product SNF1-related protein kinase regulatory subunit beta-3. Gene Ontology annotation, molecular function: protein binding. NCBI's taxonomy places the organism in Eukaryota, Viridiplantae, Streptophyta, Magnoliopsida, Malvales, Malvaceae. The record is from RefSeq and is a predicted model, not a curated record. Bases 311 to 664 code for a protein of 117 amino acids. The transcript has 4 exons.